This is a messenger RNA of Medicago truncatula (barrel medic), 910 nucleotides long. RefSeq names its product putative F-box/LRR-repeat protein 23. The record is from RefSeq and is a predicted model, not a curated record. Lineage: Eukaryota; Viridiplantae; Streptophyta; Magnoliopsida; Fabales; Fabaceae. The transcript has 2 exons. Bases 25 to 867 code for a protein of 280 amino acids. Gene Ontology annotation, molecular function: protein binding.
ACAGUUCUAUUCGAUUUCUCAUAUAUGAUGAUGACAAAUGAAGUAGAAGGUGAGAGAACAAAUAUGCCAAAUUGGCUUGCACUUCCAAGAGACAUCACGGUGAACAUCCUUCAAAGGCUUGAUACUAUUGAUGUAGUAACAAGUGCAUGUCAAGUGUGUCCUCUAUGGUGGAACAUUUGCAAGGAUCCUCGUGUGUGGCAUACCAUGCAGAUUAACAUGACCAAUCGUCGCUUUUUUUCACGCUUCUUUCCUCCAGAUUUGGUGAAGAUUUGUCGUUAUGCUGUUGAUCGAAGUUGCGGAUUUUUGAUAGACAUUGAUAUUGAGUUUAUUGGCACAGAUCGUCUCCUUCAAUACAUAUCCGAGAAUGCUAGUAACCUUCGAUGCAUGAAGCUGGUAGAGUGCUCGAAAAUUUCAGAUAAAGGAUUCAGCGAAGCUGUGAGGAAACUUCAGUAUUUAGAGGAUGUGAACAUUUCAAAGUGCAACCUAUCAAAGGAUUCUCUUGAAGUCCUAGGCCGAUCUUGCCCUUGUUUAAAAUCUCUCCAAUUUGCGAAAGCACGUCCUUCAUUCAUGUUAGGUGCUGAUGAUACCGAGGCUCUUAUCAUUGCAACAAUGUCAACACUAACCCGUCUUGAUAUUAAAGGAAAUAUGCUCACUAAUGCUGGUCUCCUCGCCAUUCUUGAUGGAUGUCCUCUUCUCGAGUCGCUUGGCAUGGAGGAAUGUUAUCAUCUUGAAUUGAGUGACAGUUUAAGGAAGAGAUGCCUUGAGCAGAUAAAGGAUUUAAGACUGCCAGUUCUUGAUAGCAAUUAUUAUCAUGUUAUGUAUAAUGGCAAUUCUAAUUGCCAUUCUUUAUGUGGAUUACUGUUAUGAGUAUUGUUUAGAUGCUUAAUUUUGAAGGCAACAGAUAUCAUGA